AUGGUUAUCGAGGGCCUGGAGCACCUCCCCCUAGUAAUCCGUGGUGAAAAGGAUGAACAAGCAGUGUUGUGCAGCAAAGAUAAAACCUAUGACAUGAAAAUAGCGGAUACCUCAAAUAUGCUGCUGUUUGUUCCUGGUUGCAAGACUCCAGAACAGCUGAAUGCAGAUCAAGCAUCUUGUAAUAUUAUUCAUUCACAGGUUGCUGGUUUCUCCAAUAACUAUUGGGAAUUAAGGAGAUGUCGACCAAAACUGAAGAAACUGAGAAAGCUUUUAAUGGAAGAUCCCUAUGAAGGGCCAGAUAGUCAGAAGGAUCAGGCUUUGACAUUUUCAAAGUAUACAACAGAAGACUUGUUAAGUCUGAUUCAAGCAAGUGAAGAAGAAAUACUGCACCAUUUGCAGGUGAUAGAUGCCUGCAAAAUUGAAGGAUAUUGGAGAAUUCUGGAAUUUGACUAUGAGAUGAAACUCUUGAAUCAUGUGAUUCAGCUAAUAGACUCAGAGUCCUGGUCUUUAAGUAAGGUUCCUUUACGUACCUGCCUUGAAGAACUUGGAUCUCUAGAGCCCACAGAGAUGAUAGAACACAUUCUUCUAAGCUAUGGAAGAAAAUGUUUUGAUGAUGCAGGGGAGGUUUACUUUGAGAUGCGUGAAGAUAAAAUAUGCAGAGCUAUAGCACAAAUGCUUUUGCAAAAUGCAGUUAAAUUCAAUUUAUCAGAGUUUCAAGAAGUCUGGCAACAAAGUGUCCCUGAAGGGAUGACAGCAAAGCUUGAUCAGCUUAAGGGCUUGGCUCUUGUGGAUAGAAGCUCAAGACCAGAAACCAUCUUUCUGCUAAAAGUAGAAGACUUACCUGAAGGCAAUCAGGAAAGAUUCAACAGCUUAUUCAGCAUACGGGAAAAGUGGACAGAACCAGAUAUUACCCCUUAUAUACAAGACUUAUGUGCAGAGAAGCAGACUGUUGGGGCUCUUCUGACAAAAUACGCUCGCUCCUCAAUGCAGAAUGGUGUUAAAGUUUAUAAUUCUAGAAGACCUAUCUCCCGACAA
Messenger RNA from Nestor notabilis (Kea), 1035 nucleotides. RefSeq names its product DNA replication and sister chromatid cohesion 1 (gene DSCC1). The annotation marks the transcript as partial. Gene Ontology annotation, cellular component: chromatin; nucleus; Ctf18 RFC-like complex. The transcript has 9 exons. Gene Ontology annotation, biological process: maintenance of mitotic sister chromatid cohesion; mitotic sister chromatid cohesion. NCBI's taxonomy places the organism in Eukaryota, Metazoa, Chordata, Aves, Psittaciformes, Psittacidae. The record is from RefSeq and is a predicted model, not a curated record.